Ochotona curzoniae (black-lipped pika) is the source of this 1938-nucleotide messenger RNA. RefSeq names its product eukaryotic translation initiation factor 3 subunit L (gene EIF3L). Gene Ontology annotation, biological process: translational initiation. Gene Ontology annotation, molecular function: translation initiation factor activity; protein binding. Gene Ontology annotation, cellular component: eukaryotic translation initiation factor 3 complex; cytoplasm. Lineage: Eukaryota; Metazoa; Chordata; Mammalia; Lagomorpha; Ochotonidae. The transcript is spliced from 13 exons. Bases 78 to 1772 code for a protein of 564 amino acids. The record is from RefSeq and is a predicted model, not a curated record.
GGGAACUUCCGGCGUCGUAACGCAGGCGUGCGCCGCCGAGUUCGCUCUCUUCGGCGGUCUCCACGAGCGGCGCCGCCAUGUCUUACCCCGGUGAUGAUUAUGAGUCGGAGGCUGUCUACGACCCUUACGCGUAUCCCAGCGACUAUGAUAUGCACACAGGAGACCCGAAGCAAGACCUGGCUUACGAGCGUCAGUAUGAACAGCAGACCUAUCAGGUGAUCCCGGAAGUGAUCAAAAACUUCAUCCAGUAUUUCCACAAGACGGUGUCGGAUCUGAUAGACCAGAAGGUGUACGAGCUGCAGGCCAGCCGGGUCUCCAGCGAUGUCAUCGACCAGAAGGUGUAUGAGAUCCAGGACAUCUAUGAGAACAGCUGGACUAAGCUGACUGAGAGAUUCUUCAAGAAUACUCCUUGGCCGGAGGCUGAAACCAUCGCCCCGCAGGUUGGCAACGAUGCCGUCUUCUUGAUUUUGUACAAGGAAUUAUACUACAGGCACAUAUAUGCCAAAGUCAGUGGGGGACCGUCCUUGGCCCAGAGGUUUGAAUCCUACUACAACUACUGCAAUCUCUUCAACUACAUUCUUAAUGCUGAUGGUCCUGCUCCCCUUGAACUUCCCAACCAGUGGCUGUGGGAUAUCAUCGAUGAGUUCAUCUAUCAGUUCCAGUCCUUCAGCCAGUACCGCUGUAAGACGGCCAAGAAGUCCGAGGAGGAGAUCGACUUCUUGCGCUCCAAUCCCAAAAUCUGGAAUGUGCACAGCGUCCUCAAUGUCCUGCACUCCCUGGUGGAUAAAUCCAACAUCAACCGGCAGCUGGAGGUGUACACCAGCGGAGGUGACCCUGAGAGUGUGGCUGGGGAGUACGGGCGCCACUCACUCUACAAGAUGCUCGGCUACUUCAGCCUCGUGGGGCUCCUGCGCCUUCACUCGCUGCUCGGAGAUUACUACCAGGCUAUUAAGGUGCUGGAGAACAUCGAGCUCAACAAGAAGAGCAUGUACUCCCGUGUGCCAGAGUGCCAGGUGACCACCUACUACUACGUUGGCUUUGCAUACUUGAUGAUGCGACGUUACCAGGAUGCCAUCCGGGUCUUUGCCAACAUCCUCCUCUACAUCCAAAGGACCAAGAGCAUGUUCCAGAGAACCACGUAUAAGUAUGAGAUGAUCAACAAGCAGAACGAGCAGAUGCACGCGCUGCUGGCCAUCGCGCUCACCAUGUACCCGAUGCGGAUUGACGAGAGCAUCCACCUGCAGCUGCGGGAGAAGUAUGGCGACAAGAUGCUGCGCAUGCAGAAGGGCGACCCGCAGGUCUACGAGGAGCUCUUCAGCUACUCGUGCCCCAAGUUCCUGUCGCCUGUGGUGCCCAACUAUGAUAAUGUGCACCCCAACUACCACAAGGAGCCCUUCCUGCAGCAGCUGAAGGUGUUCUCUGAUGAGGUGCAGCAACAGGCGCAGCUCUCGACCAUCCGCAGCUUCCUCAAGCUCUACACCACCAUGCCCGUGGCCAAGCUGGCCGGCUUCCUGGACCUCACCGAGCAGGAGUUCCGCAUCCAGCUGCUCGUCUUCAAGCACAAGAUGAAGAACCUGGUGUGGACCAGCGGCAUCUCUGCCCUCGACGGCGAGUUCCAGUCAGCCUCUGAGGUCGACUUCUACAUCGAUAAGGACAUGAUCCACAUUGCUGACACCAAGGUCGCCAGGCGCUAUGGGGAUUUCUUCAUACGUCAGAUCCACAAAUUUGAGGAGCUUAAUCGAACCCUGAAGAAGAUGGGACAGAGACCCUGAGGACAUGUCUGUGUUAGUUGGUCACCUGUUCUGAUGCCACUGUGGACAUCAGUGCUUUUGGCACUGGAAGCCUGUCCCUGGGCAGCCCUCAGCCUGCCAGCUGGGUGAGAUGUGUUUGAAUUGAGAUAUUCUGAGCAGACCUGAGUAAAAGAUGUUUGGAGCCAGA